GUCAGUAGUAAAGAGCAUUGGUGUUUUCGCACUCGGUGUUAGAAUAGCACAGGAAUGCAUUGGAAUGGAACUCCUUCCCGCCCAAAGUUGAAAAGUGUGAAAUUGUUUUAUAAAUUUAUCGAAUUAUAGUAUUGUGAUGUAUUUCAAGUGUUUCAUUUGGCUCGUUUUAACAUGCUUGUGGAGGGUAUCGUCCUUUCAAAGCAUCCCAAAUUUCAUUUUGUUCCUAACUGACGAUCAAGACAUUGUUUUGAACAGCAUGAAGUCCUUGCGUAAAGUACAGGAAGAAAUUGUCAAAAACGGAGUCACUUUUGAGAAUGCGUAUGUGAAUUCUCCAGUUUGCUGCCCUAGCAGAAGUUCUAUAUUAACAGGAAAGUAUGCUCAUAAUAUCAAAGUUUAUAAUAAUUCGUUGAAUGGAAACUGUUCAAGUUUCGAUUGGCAAAGAAACUUUGAAAAGUACAGUAUUGCCUCCUACUUGAAAAACACUAAAAAUUAUACAACAUAUUACGCAGGAAAAUAUUUGAAUCGGUAUGGAGACGUGGAUGCUGGGGGGUUGAAACAUGUCCCUGAAGGGUAUGAUUGGUGGCUUGGUUUAAAAGGAAAUUCAAGGUACUACAAUUAUACCCUGUCGGUUAACGGAACUGCAAAAUUCUACGAUAAAGAAUAUUUAACAGACGUUAUAACGACUUCAGCUUUGGAUUUUAUACGACUGAAUCAUGAGAAACCAUUUUUCAUGACAUUAGCAACACCUGCAUGCCAUGCCCCGUUUACGGCAGCAAAGAGGCAUUUACAUGAAUUUCCAAAUGAAAAAGUUGUGAAAAAUCCUUCUUUCAAUUUUUCUUCCGAUGAGAAACAUUGGAUUGUAAAAAUGCCACCCAAAAGUUUACCGACAAAUAUUUCGCGACUAGAUGUUAUCCAAAGAAAGAGAUUACAAACUUUACUGGCUGUUGACGAAAUGGUCAAAGAUAUAGUGGACGAACUGAAGAAUUUGAAUGUUUAUUCAAAUACUUACCUCAUAUUCACAUCCGACAAUGGAUUUCACAUAGGUCAAUUUGGACAGCCAUGGGAUAAAAGGCAACCCUAUGAAUCCGAUAUAAAGGUUCCUUUUUUCAUUAGUGGACCUGAUGUACCUAAAAAUAGGGUUUUAACAAAUGUGAUUACCGCUAUUGAUAUUGCUCCCACUAUUUUAGAUCUAGCUGACAUAACUGUACCUAAAGACAUGGAUGGAGUAUCUCUCAAGAAAAUGUUGAAACAAUAUGAUAACUCCCAAAGAUACAUACUUAUUGAAUACUGGGGAGAAGGUAACAUUGAAAGAAUAGAUCGUAAUUGCCCCUGGAAAGACGGAAAUUUAACAGAAUGCAGUCAAAACAGUUGGUGUAAGUGUCAAGACUCCAGAAACAACACAUAUACCUGCGUUUUGCAUUUGUCCGAGUCUACUCACUUCAAAAUGUGCAUUUUUUCUGACGAUCUGGGUUUCGUGGAGGCAUACGAUUUGAGGAGCGACCCAUUUGAAUUACGAAAUAUUGCAGGCGAUAUAGACUUCGAGAAACGAGUCUUUUACAGAAAUAUACUGCAUAAACUCACUUCUUGUGAGGGAAAAAGUUGUCGAUUUUGACUCUUCCUACAGCAUUAGUUUUUUUUUUAUGCCAUAUUAGUACUUCCUAACGUUGGAUAAAUAAAUAGUUUUUAAAACUC
Coccinella septempunctata (seven-spotted ladybird) is the source of this 1692-nucleotide messenger RNA. RefSeq names its product N-acetylglucosamine-6-sulfatase-like. The transcript has 8 exons. The record is from RefSeq and is a predicted model, not a curated record. Lineage: Eukaryota; Metazoa; Arthropoda; Insecta; Coleoptera; Coccinellidae. Gene Ontology annotation, molecular function: glycosaminoglycan binding; N-acetylglucosamine-6-sulfatase activity. Gene Ontology annotation, biological process: glycosaminoglycan metabolic process. Bases 137 to 1612 code for a protein of 491 amino acids.